This is a messenger RNA of Scomber japonicus (chub mackerel), 1836 nucleotides long. RefSeq names its product rhamnose-binding lectin-like. NCBI's taxonomy places the organism in Eukaryota, Metazoa, Chordata, Actinopteri, Scombriformes, Scombridae. Bases 16 to 1836 code for a protein of 606 amino acids. The transcript is spliced from 20 exons. The record is from RefSeq and is a predicted model, not a curated record. Gene Ontology annotation, molecular function: carbohydrate binding.
CCUGGACCUGCUAACAUGCUCCGCUUCAGCCUCAGCAGCACUCUGUUGCUGGCAGCAACCUGUUUGUUCACAGCAGCAGUUACAUCCACAGAGAGAAUUAUCACCUGUGACGAUGGCCACAGUGUCCAACGCCUGAGCUGUGAGAUCGGAGUGAUCAGUGUGGAGGCAUCUCUAUAUGGACGAGCAGACAGCAAGACCUGCAGUGAGGGCAGACCUGCACACCAGCUCGCUAAUACAAAGUGCUCCCAGCCUGGAACUGUAGACAUCCUCAAGAAAAGGUGUGACGGCAAGAAGGUUUGUGAACUAAACACAGGGGCCGUCCGUAUCUCUGAUCCCUGUUAUGGCAUCUUUAAAUAUCUAGAGACCAACUACACCUGCUUCCCAGCCAUUCACCUGGUUGUAUGCGAGAACUCUUUGGCACAACUUUACUGUGAUGGAGGUCAGGUCAUAUUGGUUUACGGUGCUGAUUACGGACGCCACGACUCCACCACAUGUUCUUACCAACGACCUCCCGCUCAGGUCCGAAAUACCUACUGCUCAAAUCCUGGGACCAAAGUGGCUGAAAGCUGUAACGGGAAAAGCAGCUGUACCAUCAGAGCCAGCAACUCGGUGUUUGGGGAUCCAUGUGUCGGCACCUACAAGUACCUGGAGGUGGCUUACACCUGUCAAUAUCCUCACAUGCUCUGCUUCAGACUCAGCAGCAGCCUGUUGCUGGCAGCAGCGUGUUUGCUUGUGACAGCAGGCUUUUCUGCAGCGCAGCCCAUGUUGCCCCUCCGUGCAGUGUCCACAGAGAGAGUCGUCACCUGUGAUGACCUGAACAACGUCCAGCGCCUGAGCUGUGAGACCGGCGUGAUCAUUGUGCAGACAGCUCUGUAUGGACGAGUAGACAAGGAAACCUGCAGUGAGCACAGACCUGCACACCAACUCACUAACACAAAGUGCUCCCAGCGUGGCACUCUGCAGGUCAUCAAACAAAGAUGUGAUGGCAAGAAGGAUUGUGAAAUUAACACAAAUGUGGUUCGAACCUCUGAUCCCUGCUAUGGCAUCUAUAAAUACCUGGAUGUCACUUUUGCCUGCUUGCCAGCAGUCCGCACCGUUGCAUGUGAGCACUCUGUGGCAAAUCUGCAGUGUGAUGAAGGACAGGUCUUAUUUGUCCUUGGAGCUGAUUAUGGACGCCGUGAUAAAACCACAUGCUCUUUCCAACGACCUGCAUCUCAGAUCCAAAACGUCCAUUGUUCUAAACCCACAAGCAAAGUUGCUGAAAGCUGUAAUGGGAAAAGCAGCUGUACAGUCAAAGCCAGCAACUCAGUGUUUGGAGACCCCUGUGUCGGCACCUACAAGUAUCUGGAGGUGGCUUAUAGAUGUCAACAAAAGCAAAAGAUAAUAACUGUUCUCAUGUGUGACAGUAAUGACAGUAAUGUGUCUUUUUCAGUGCUGGCAGCAACCUGUUUGUUCACAGCAGCAGGCUUUUCUAGAGCACAGUCCCUCCCGCCACGCACUGCUGAGUCCACAAAGAGAGUCAUCACCUGUGAUGACAACGACAACGUCCAGCGCCUGAGCUGUGCCAAAUACAGCGUGAUCAGUGUGCAGAAAGCUUUGUAUGGACGAGAAGACAAGGUGACCUGCAGUCAAGGCAGACCUGCACAUGAGCUUAGUGAUACAGAAUGCUGCCAGGAAGGCACUCUGGAGGUCAUCCAAAAAAGAUGUGAUGGCAAGACGGACUGUGAAAUAAACACAAAUGUGGUUCAUACCGGUGAUCCCUGCUAUGGCACCUAUAAAUACCUGGACAUCACUUAUACCUGCUUGCCACCAGGUCAGUUACGUUUCUGCUUCUGA